This is a messenger RNA of Enhydra lutris kenyoni (northern sea otter), 680 nucleotides long. RefSeq names its product eppin-like. Gene Ontology annotation, molecular function: serine-type endopeptidase inhibitor activity. Gene Ontology annotation, cellular component: extracellular region. Gene Ontology annotation, biological process: negative regulation of peptidase activity. Bases 79 to 528 code for a protein of 149 amino acids. The transcript is spliced from 4 exons. The record is from RefSeq and is a predicted model, not a curated record. Lineage: Eukaryota; Metazoa; Chordata; Mammalia; Carnivora; Mustelidae.
ACUGAAGAAUAGGCUGGACAAAGGCAGACAGACAUUUUCAUAUUCUGGGAUCACCAGAGGGGCCAGCGCUUCUUCAGAAUGGAGUCCUCUAGACUUUUCAGCAUCCUGGUCUUUUCUACUCUUCUAGUGAAUGUCCAGGGACCUGGGCUCACUGACUGGAUCUUUCCCAGGAGAUGCCCCAGAAUCCGAGAGAAAUGUGAAUUCAGAGAAAGGGAUAUCUGUACGAAGGACAGACAAUGUCUGGACAACAAGAAGUGUUGCAUCUUCAGCUGUGGAAGAAAAUGUUUAGACCUCAACCAAGAUAUAUGCUCCAUGCCCAAAGAACCUGGCCCCUGUAUGGCAUUUUUCCAGCGUUGGUGGUACGAUAAGGAGAAGAAUACCUGCUCCAAGUUCAUCUAUGGCGGCUGCCAAGGGAACAACAACAACUUUCAGUCCAAAGCCAUGUGCCAGAACAUGUGCCCCAGCAACCGCGCCAAAUCAUCAGUGCAUAAGGAUGCACCUGAACAACCACCAGGAGUUGGCUCGUGAUCCAAGGCUCUGUCCGUGCUCCUGACCGAUGCUCCAUAUUGGCUUCCACUCUUCAAUUCCACAUUCCAAGGGCUCAGCUCUUCUCCAGGCAGAGUUCUGGGAUCUGCAUUCCCCUUUCUCUACCUCAGCGUCUUUUCACACAUGGUCCCAUU